AUGAAUUCGCGUUUUAAUCCGCACGGGGAAUGGAGGAGUCUACGCCUGCGUGCCUGUGUGCGCUGGCGAACGGGAUGCAGAAACAGACGAAGAGAGGAUGAAGAUGACAUCAGAGCAGGCUGCAGCACCGCCGUGAAUGACCUGGUGUACAUCAUCGACGGCUCAUGGAGUGUGGGCCACACUGACUUCGCCACCGCUAAGCGCUGGCUGGUCAACAUCACCAGCAGCUUCGACAUUGGCCUGCAGUACACCCAGGUGGCCGUGGUCCAGUACAGCGACACACCCAGGCUAGAGAUCCCACUGGGCCAGCACCAAAGCAACCAGGAGCUCAUCGGGGCCAUUGGCACCAUUAGCUACCUGGGUGGCAACACGCAGACAGGCCGGGCCAUCAAGUUCGCCACCGAUCACGUGUUCCCCUCCUCCAGGCGCACCCAAGCGGUCAAGAACCGCAUCGCCAUCGUGGUGACGGACGGCAAGUCGCAGGAUGAUGUGGUGGAUGCCAGCGUAGAGGCCAGGGCCCAAAACAUAAUCCUGUUCGCUGUGGGUGUCGGUAAUGAGAUCACAAACUCUGAGCUGGUGUCCAUCGCCAACAAGCCCCCGUCCACGUAUGUGCUGUAUGCAGAGGACUACACCACGAUGGAUCGCAUCCGGGACACCAUGGAGCAGAAACUCUGCGAGGAGUCAGUGUGUCCUACGCGGAUUCCAGUGGCCUCGCGGGAUGAGAAAGGGUUUGAGUUGAUGCUGGGUAUGAAGAUUCAUGAGAAGGCCGAGAAGAUUCCGGGCUCUCUACUGUCUGAGUCAGCCUACCAGCUGAACCUGGAGGACGACAUCACAGAAAGCACUAGGGAAAUCUUUCCAGAAGGUCUUCCUCCAUCCUACGUGUUUGUGGCCACUCUUCGACUGAAGACGGCAAGAAACCAAGCGACGUUUGACCUCUGGAGGGUGAUUUCCAAAGAUGGGGUCACCCAGGCUGCAGUGACCCUCUGUGGAAGAGAGAGACAUGUUGUCUUUAUGACCACGGGCAUCGCUAGUGAUGAGCAAUCUGUCAUUUUCAAUAACAGGGACCUCAAGAAGCUCUUUGAUGGAGGCUGGCACCAGCUGAAGCUCCUGGUUAAGCCUCGGCGCGUCAUCUGCUUCCUGGACGACGUGCAGCUGGAAGAGCGCCCCCUGGAGCCGGCUGUCCCCAUCUACAUCAACGGCAAGACGCAGGUGUCCAAGAAGGUGCAGAGUGAGACCACAAUUCCAAUUGAGAUACAGAAGCUGAGGCUUUACUGUGACCCUCUGCAAAGCGAGAGAGAGACAGCAUGUGAAAUAUUCUCUGUGGAUGAUGAAAGGUGUCCUCUUGACCGGUCACCCAGUGAGGAGGACUGCGACUGUCACACUGGUCCCCCUGCCCCCCCCGGCUCCCCUGGCACCCCUGGUCCUGUGGGUCUUCCGGGAGAAAAGGGAAAGGCAGGACCCCCGGGCCCUGAUGGUAAGCCUGGCAGUCGUGGUGAACAGGGUCUGCCGGGAAACCCUGGGACGCCAGGGCCGAAGGGUGGCGCAGGAUUGCCCGGGUCUAGAGGACACCCCGGCCUGAAAGGUGACAAAGGUGACAAAGGAACACCAGGCUUACCGGGAAGCCCGGGAGCUCCAGGACCGAUGGGCCCAGCUGGUUCACAGUUACUUUCAGGCACUGUGGGAAAACCAGGAGAAAAGGGAAGCCAAGGAAUUAGAGGAGCUCCAGGUUCACCAGGUCAACCAGGACGGAAGGGGGAGCUUGGGGCCCCAGGUAGAGAUGGGCUGACAGGGCCACUAGGGCAGAAGGGCGAGAAAGGAAGUCUUGGGUUUCCGGGGGCAGAGGGACCGAGAGGAAUUUCGGGGCUACAGGGCAUUCCUGGAGAUGCAGGUCCAGUGGGGCCCCGGGGGGAACAGGGCUUGCCUGGGCUGAAGGGACAGAUGGGACCAAAAGGACCUCUUGGGAUACAGGGUCCUAUGGGUCCACCUGGACAUGAUGGACAUGAUGGUUCAAAGGGGAAUUCUGGGAAUCCAGGAAUUGCAGGUUUCCCCGGAGCUCCGGGACCAAAGGGUUUGCCAGGGGAGCCGGGGCCAAAUGGGUUACCAGGGUCCUUGGGGAUGCCAGGGUUUAAAGGGCACAAGGGUGAAGAAGGGGCACCUGGUCCUAAAGGCAUUAAGGGUGACAGAGGCAGUGAUGGAACUCCAGGGGAUCCCGGGCGAGCCGGAGAGACCGGACUGAGGGGAAGUAGAGGAGAGAAAGGCACAGUGGGGGAUCCAGGUGCGAGGGGGCCGGAUGGAAAAAAGGGAGAUAUGGGAUUGACUGGAGUGACUGGACCACGUGGACCUUCUGGCCAGGAUGGGCUACCGGGACAGCCGGGAGUGCCUGGGUAUCCAGGGAAACCUGGAAAGCCUCCGUCAGAUGAGCAUUUGAUGAAGAUUUGUAUUAAUGUGCUGCGCAAUCAGCUGCCUCAGCUGCUGCAGACGAUGGUGCAGCAGGACUGCGGGCCUUGUGAAAUGACACGGGGGGCCCCAGGUGAGCCGGGGCCCCCCGGUCCUCAGGGCCCCGUGGGGCCCCCUGGCUAUCCUGGCCGGACAGGCGCUCAGGGUUAUCCUGGGCCACCGGGCAUGCAAGGACCCCAGGGUAUUAAAGGAGAGACCGGAUCAAAAGGCUUCAAGGGGUCUAAGGGCGAAGGGCACGUUGGAUUACCAGGUCCACCUGGGCCAUUAGGUCUCCAGGGUCCUCCUGGCCAAGAUGGCGAGGGACUUGCUGGGUCUCCAGGCCUCCCAGGCCAGGCUGCCCCCCCCGGCAUCCCAGGAAAGCGGGGGGCGCCUGGUCCACCCGGAGUGUGCGACAUGUCCUUGUGUUACCAGGUUUACAGCUCCAGGGAAAACCGCUUCAGUAAAGGACCCAACUUUUAGUGCAUGCAGAACCAGAAAGAGCAUGCUGACUGGUCCUAGAAGCUACUUAACCGUUGGAUUAAAGUGAAGAUAAUAUGAGUCAUAGCUAUCCGUCAUAAAUGGAUAAGUUUAUUGUAUUGAAAACCUGCUGUUGAUGAGGGUCAAAGUACUAAGGAAACCUAAACGGCUUAAGUCAUGUACAGAGUUGUGCACUAAUUGGAACACUGCUGCAGGUGAGCUACCUACUUGCUAGAACAUCUAAGGCAUUUACUGUACCUGCAGAAUCUAUUCUAGAUUACUUGUGAGUAAGAGUCCAUCCUCCCUCAAGUGAAGUGAGUGCAUUUUACUAUUUGCUCUCUUUCUGAUUUUUUUGGCUUUUGGUCGAUUUUAAAAAAUACUGCCAGUAUACAAGUGACAAGUUAUUGAAGUUACAAUGACUUAAAAUUAGUACUGAUAUGGGUAGACUUCAGAUCUUAGAGUUUAUGUACGUAAAUAUCACGUUUAGAAUAAUUAACUCUUUUCAACAUAUUUUGUAUUUACUCGAUGCGAUUUCAUGCAUAGGUGAGAUUCAAGUUUAUUCUCAGGUAUUAUGAUAUCAAACAUGAGCUAAAAAUGAUCUGUCUCUGGGGUAGAAGUGUACCUUUGAUAUUUUUUGAUAAUUUGAACACUGUAUAGUCCCUUUACGAAACCACGUGCCCUUAAUGUAAACCCCCUGCUGUACUCUACAGUUCCUCUCUUCUUUUGUCUGUCAUAAAACAACAAGAGAUACUUUCACUGGUGUGAAGCAUUUAAGAGUGUACUUUGCAUUAGCGGCAUUAGCUGGUAAGACAAACUCAUACCACCAAAUAGGAUUUCGAUUUAAUCUGUGUGCCUCUGUUCCGUAGCAACGCAGCUGGCAAAUUAUUACAAAACAAAAUGCAUCAAGGUUAGUCUUGUACUCGAAAAGGGCAGCAUUGUUUUUCAAAUAUCUUGAAGUUUAAUAGUAUUUUUUUUUAUUACAUCAAGCUAUGGAGCUGAAGAUACAUUUAAAAAGAUUAGUAGUAAGACUAUUGCUUUGUAUAUUACUACAGAUCAAGGUAAUAUUUAGACACAAAACUGUAAAUUUAGUUAAAAUAUAUUAUUUACUAAAACAUUAUCGACAUCAGUAAGAUAGAAAAUGCUCCAGUACUCCAGCUUUUGUAUAUUGUUCAAAAUAAACUGACACCUGCACAUUCACCUUUUAAAAUGUGAAUUUCAGUCAUAAAGUACAUAAUUUCCUAUAAAAUGCACAAUGUAAUUGUAUGAAUUUUUGUUAUUUCAUAUUAUGGCGCAGUCGGAACGAUGUCAAUCAGAUGUUUAUUUAAUAUCUACAUUCUGAUAACCAGGUUAUAAAAUACUACUACAUAAGUGAUUAACAUAAUGGUACAAUUGUCUUGAUGAACCCAUAAACUGCUAUUCAUGUCAUUGGGGAAGUGGGUGAAAUGAGCAAUACUGUACCAGGCUUUGUUCUUCAUUUGUGAGGAUCUUUUUGUGAGUAACCAGAUUGUUUUGAAAUGCUCAUUGUCACUUCAGUGCAGUUGUAAAGAACAAUA
Messenger RNA from Paramormyrops kingsleyae, 4466 nucleotides. RefSeq lists its product as uncharacterized. NCBI's taxonomy places the organism in Eukaryota, Metazoa, Chordata, Actinopteri, Osteoglossiformes, Mormyridae. The record is from RefSeq and is a predicted model, not a curated record.